Messenger RNA from Desarmillaria tabescens, 1433 nucleotides. RefSeq lists its product as uncharacterized. The record is from RefSeq and is a predicted model, not a curated record. NCBI's taxonomy places the organism in Eukaryota, Fungi, Basidiomycota, Agaricomycetes, Agaricales, Physalacriaceae. The coding region runs from base 241 to 1131 and encodes 296 amino acids. The transcript has 6 exons.
GCAAUGACACAUUGUGCAAGGAAGGAGCGGCCCGAUCAACGGAGAGUUGAGGUUAUUGCAGCGGUUGCAAACAUUUCUCACACGACGCCCAUGAAAUGACCAACGGCAGCCCUCAUCAUCGCCGCCGUCUCGCCGUCGUUCUCAGUCGCCGCAGCCCGACUUUUCCUUAUUACUCGGCCCCGCCGCUGUUGCUCCUGCCUAUCUCCCUCUGAGUCCCCGUCUGGGUCUCCUUUCAUCGACAUGGACACCGUUCAGUACAAACUAUCUCUCCCAUCGUCGACUGCGACUUUCCGUGCUAAUCGCUAUAAGCCACGGCAUCGUACCCCUACGCAUGCCGGUACCCCUGGUCUCGUUCUGAUAUGCGCCCAUGGCGUUCCCGGUGUCAAAGAACUAUAUGAGCCUAUCUUGCUACGGCUUUUCGCCCACGACGAGCACAAUCGCCUGGCAGGGUCACCGCUGCAGAUUAUCGAAGCAUGGGCAGUUGACGCGCCUGAAGGCGAGGACUCUAACACGAUGACAUACGCGCACGCCCUCGCUGCUCUCCGACAAAGCAUAUUCCUAACCCACGUCGAUGCGUACGGGGGAAUGCACCGCGUCAUUCUGAUUGGCUGGGGAGACGGCGCGAAUGCUUGCAUUCUCUCAUCAGAUUUUUUCCCGCCAGGAGAUCCAUCGCCCUACGAGGGAAUGGUUCUCGUUGAUCCUGCCAUUUACGACGACGGCGAUGCGCCUCCUCCUCUUGCCCCUUCGGAAUUGGAAUGGGAUUCGCCCGACCACGCGCGUGUAUACCUCUCUUCACACAAGCCAUGGGCCAGUUGGGACGCGUGGAUGAGGGAUAUCUUCGUCAAGAACUCUCUGAUACGUCUCCCUGACAAUGGCGUAGCGCUAAAGAGCCCAUACCGACCUGGAAAAUAUUCCGCAGCCCCCUUUUCUUUCCUCCCUUGCCAUGCACCCUUCUCAUGGGUCGUCUGGAGUGAGACGCCGCGACUGACGCAGUUCCCGUUCGCAGGAACAAGGUUUUCAGACGGAGGAGUUUAUGAAUCACCCGUCAAAGUUGCCAAUGCGAUCUACGCUGCCCUUGAGGGCAUGGGCGAGAUGUACGAUUUGAUCGUACCCGUCGAGGGAAAGCUCUGAUAUAGGUCAGAGAGUUAUUAAUGUUAAGAUCUAAGAAGGCUACCGGUAUAAUCGUUCUUCGCUUGUCAGAACCCUCGACGCGGGAACUCGCGCAGUUAUAUUUGUGUGGAUGAAGGCUGUCUGAAAUCUGGUCGGAAAUUGGCGUCGCUUUCCUCAUCACCGCAUCCAGCGUCAAGUUUGUCGGUGAAGAUAUCAGCACACUGCGUUUACUUAUGUUGAGAGCUGUGAUUAUCGUGCUAGCGCUAAAUCCCGAGGGAACCGAUUAAUCCUAUCGAAUAUGAUGAUCUAAAUGAUGAUUACGA